CAACAAAUCAAAGCACCUGCAGUGUUACAGUUCGAUCUUUUACGAGAGAUUAACAAAGAUGGUUCAAUCAUAAAGAACCUUACUGUCAUCACUUGCGAAUGGAUGGUAACGUCACCAAAAGAACACCUUGUUCAUCUGAGGUUUAAAUUUAUAACUGCUUCAGAAAAAAAUAACUGUUCCUUGAAUCCACUAAAGUUCUCAUAUUUUUCAUGGAAACUUAAUUAUUCAUCUCAAAUAAGCACAAAGUGUAACAUGUCAGAUAAAACAACAAUUUUGUCACCUGGGAGCAAUAUGAUCAUAASAUUUAACAAGACGAUUGAUCAUAACAAAGAGUUUGAAGGAUACAACUUUACAGCUGAAUUGACAACAGUUUCUGUCAAGGAUUCAAAAAUCUCCGCAAUCAAAUUUCCUAGUAAUACAGUGGCCGACUAUAUUAAAGUUAGAACCAUAUUACCUCGAAUGACAAGUCUAACAGCGUGCGUUUGGAUGAAUGGUUAUGGAUCAAUGUUAAGCUACGCCGUGCCACUCAGAACUAACGAAAUUCUAAUCUAUUCCAGCCAGCAGUCCAAAACUUUGGAACUGUGGAUUGGAGAAAUGGAAUGGCUCAUAAGAGCUCCUGUCUAUGACCGAUGGCAGCAUAUUUGUUUUACAUGGGAAAGUUCCGAUGGCCAAACAAUUGUCUACUACGACGGUGAAGAAGUUGCCAAAAGGUCGAGCUUCAACAAAGGUCACGUGAUAGAACCUGGUGGCGCUCUCAUCAUUGGACAAGAUCAGGACAAAGUUGGAGGGGGUUUCCAAGUAAAGGACAGUUAUGCUGGCAAGCUGACGGGAAUUAACAUAUGGAAAAGGGUACUAGGACCGAGUCAGAUAUCUGCUAUGUCAAAAUCUUGCGAAAACACAAUAGAUAGCUAUGGUAACCUCUUGACGUUUUUUGACGUUUUAUUUAACGGCAUUAGAUAUGGUCAAGCAGAGAUUGUCAACAUAUCAACAUGCAAUAGAUCACCAGAAAUCUCCGCAAUCAAAUUUAGUGGUAAUACAGUGGCCGACUAUAUCAAAGUUAUAAGGACAUUACCUCAAAUGACAAGUCUAACAGCGUGCGUUUGGAUGAAUAAUGCUCAUGGAUCAGUGCUAAGCUACGCCGUGACAUACAGACCUAACGAAAUUCUAAUCGGGGAUACCGACGCGCAGUCCAGAACUUUGAAUCUGUGGAUUGGAGAGAAAGAAUUCAACACGGGAGUUUUUGUCUAUGACCGUCAAUGGCACCAUAUUUGCGUUACAUGGGAAAAUUCCGAUGGUCAAAUAAUUGUCUACAACGAUGGUCAUCAACUUGCCAAAAGGUCGAACUUCAACAAAGGUCACACGAUAGAAUCUGGCGGCACUCUCAUCAUUGGACAGGAUCAGGACACAUUUGGAGGGGGUUUUCAAUUAAAGGACAGUUAUGCUGGCGAGCUGACGGGUGUUAAUAUGUGGAACAGGGUACUAGGACCGAGUCAGAUAUCUGCUAUGUCAAAGUCUUGCGAAAGCACAAAAGAUAGAUCUGGGAACGUCUUGACGUUUUUUGACGUUUUACUUAACGGCAUUAUAAAUGGUCAAGCAGAGAUUGUCAACGGAUCAACAUGCAAGAAUUCACCAGGAUGUCACCCAAACAUAAGUAAUCUCAUCGCAACAAACCAGAGUAAAGAGAUCAUAAGACCGUUGCUGCCAACCAAUUCAUCAUCUGGCCAAUUUUGUACGUGGCUGAUCACAGCACCGUUACAAUAUGCAAUUGUUCUCCAGUUCAGGAACUUCAAGAUAGAUGAAACCGACAAUUGUGAUGAGAAUUAUUUGUCGGUGCGAGAUGGCAAUAGUUCAACCAGUCCAUUAUUGAUGAAGCAGUGCGGUGUCGACUACAAAUGUUCCGUUGUGUCGUCUGGUCGUUACAUGUGGAUAAGAUACAAGAUUGCCGGUACUGGGCGGAUUAAUAACUUUCUGGCAACUUACGUUGCUGUAAGUCAAGGUUGGGCUGCUAGGAAAUAUAGUCCAAUAAAAUUAAUUAGCAGCAAUUCUACUGAGUUUCUCCAAGUUUCUAUAACCAAAGACGAUCUCAAAAGAAGUAUUACUAACUGCACAUGGGUCUAUCAGGUGCCGGAGGGAAGUUAUUUAAACAUCGAAAUAUUAUUGACAUCUACUGAGAAACAAGGCUGUUCCAAUGAACGAUUAGAUGUCAUAGAUGGUCGAAGCGGAAAGCUUUUGAAGUCCAAAUAUUACAACCUGGCGGAAAAAAACGAAAUAUUAUCAUUCUUUGGACGCUACCUG
Molecule: messenger RNA, 2295 nt
Organism: Exaiptasia diaphana
Lineage: Eukaryota; Metazoa; Cnidaria; Anthozoa; Actiniaria; Aiptasiidae
Exons: 7
Source: RefSeq, a predicted model, not a curated record